AUGUUAUUUAAGAAACUAAAAAUUUACAAUACAAAAGAAAAACUUUUGGAAAGAUUGAAAGAAUUAAAGAAAGAGGAAGAGAUCAAAAGGAACACUCCGAUAAAAGAAAAAGUUAAAAGAACUUGUAUGUAAAAAUUUGAGUAAAUAAUUUAGUUUCAACAUCUUAAUCAUAAAGAACAACUUUAAAUAGUUUAAAUAGAUUGUCUACAUCCCCUAAAGUCUAGUGCAUAUUAGAAAUAGAAAAAAUAAAAAUGCCUCUCACAUUUGAAAGAUACCAAAAUAUAACAAGGAUGACAGAGAUACCAAUUCGUUAGCAGUUUCAAUAUUAUAUCAAAUUAGUAGAAUAUCAACCCCUCAGCCUCCUCAAAAGAGUAUUCUUGAAAGAUUGAAUGAAUAAGAGGAAGAAAAAAUGAUUAGAGAAUUAAUUGAUAAUUACAAACCAGAAUAAUUUGAUGAUAUGAUGGAGAAUGAUUAAUAGGAGAUAGAAAGAUAAAAUGAUGAAGCACAUACCAAUUCAAUGAAACAGUUUUCAUAUCAAGAUUAUAGUCCUCAAAGAAUGAAUUUAAUCAAAAAGCAUUAACAUCACCAUCAUAAAUCCAACCCUUCACAUCUCAAGAAUAAUCAAAGAUAUGAUGAAUAGAAACAACUAUACUUAUAAUAACUAGAAUAUAAAGGAGAUGUUAAUCAAGAAUUCAAUACUGAUAGAGGAAAAUAUAUGAGGAAAUUUCGAUUAGCUAAGUAAUCAAUAGACAUUAUUAUAUUAGUAAGAAUUUGAAUAGAAUUUCUUAAGAAGAUUACAGAAAGACAAUCAAACAAUUUAACAAAUUGGAGGAUUAUGCUCAAUUUUAUAAAUAAUCUCCAAAUUUGUACAUGUAAUUGAAUAAAAGCUCUCAUCAAUAGCAAAUAUUUUAGAGUGGUCUAGGACUAGUUCAAUAAUGCAAUCACAUCCAAGCUGCCAAUGCACAAGCAUAAAUAAGAUCUCCCUAAUAAGUUAAAGUAUUUUCUGAUGCUCUCAAGACUCACUAAUGUAAAACCUUAACACAUCUAAAGUUAAAUCAUAAUAAACUUAAUUCAUUAAAGUAUUCUCUAAUUACUAUAUUUUUUUUAGAAUUUAACAAUUAACUAAGUCAUUCCCAUAACAUUUACAAGAAUUGGAUCUAAUGAAUAAUGGAUUAGACUCAAAGUCUUGCUAGUUGUUAUCAAAAUAUAUUUAAAAAUCAUAAAUAAAAAAGGUUAAUUUAGAAAACAAUCGAAUAGGAGAUAUCGGAAGUAAUGCAUUAUGCUAAGCAGUCCAAGAUCAUGAUUACUUGCUAUAUUUAAAUUUAUCCAAAAAUAAUUUAACAGAACAUUGUUGUGUUGAACUUGCUAACUAUCUUAAGAAAACGCAAGUUCUAUUUGAAUUAUAUCUUCAUUUUAAUUCAAUAAAUAGUAUUGGAGCUGUUAAUAUUUGGAAAGCAUUGUAUAAAAAUUCAAGUGUGAAAGUUUUUGACAUAUCAUAUAAUAGGACAGCCUCAUUAGAAUGUUCUUAAUAAAUGGCUAAAGUAAUUAUUAAAUAGUAUCCAGAACUAAUGCAUAUAGACAUUUCAUAUAAUGGUUUUAAUGAAGAAUAAUCAAUUGAAAUUAAAAAAGCAUUAGAUUAAAAUUAAAAUAUUUAUGGAUUUCAUUAUUAAGGGAAUUGUCAAAAAUAUUCAGUUGAUUCAACAGGGCAUUUAAGAGAUAGAAUCCAAGAAGCAAUAGAUAUUCAAAAAAAGAUUGAAGAGUAUAAAAAGAACCCAUAAACUACUUUGAAGUUAGUAGAUGACAAUUUAAAUCCUGAAAUAUAAUUAUUAGAACAAAAAUAGCAUUAAUAAUAUUAAUAAAAAAGAAUAAAAGAUCUAUAAACUGAUGCAGAAUUGUAUAGAAAUUUUAGAUUUCGAAGAAUUUAAGGAAUGAAACCAAUAAAAUAAAAUUAUGACACUGAUAGUGAAUUGGAUGCAUGCUGGAUAUGUGAUGGCUGGUAAGAAGUUAAAUUUACUUGGACUCCUGGAAAAUCUGGUGGUAUGAACAAUGAUCCAAUAUUUUUACACUUAAAUUUUGAGAAUUACAAGCCAGUUUUAAUGACACUACAUAACGGAGAAUAUUCUGCUUAUAAAAUGUGUCCUCCUAAUUUCAGAGUUACCUAUUUUUAUAGUAAUCCUGUACUUGGAAUCUAAACUACAGCGAAAAAUUAGUUAAUAACAUAAACUCCUCAAGACGACCCUUUAUAUUCUAAUAAAUAAUAAUUUUUAUAUAACGGAGAUAUUUUCAUUGAAGGAAAUAAAAUGGGAUUCGUUAAUGAACUUUUUACUGAUGAUAAAUAAUCAAUUAUGGAUAGGUAUUUUGCGAAGAUCUUUAGUAAACCAAGAGAAGAAGAAAAAACAUUUGAUUUAACUUAAUUUCUGACUAAAACUGAAAAAUUUUGGAGUUAUGAGAUUUCCAUUUUCAAAAACUAUUAACCCGACAACGAGGAAUAAAUUGAUGAAUGUUUUGAAUAUGAUUAUGGAAGUUCAAAAAUUAAUAAAAUUAUCAAAGAUCCAAUAGAAUAUAAUGAAGUCAAGGAGAUAAUGAGAGAGUAUUAUCCUUGCAUUUUUGCAUCUUAUAAAUUUUUAGCAUCUACUCUCAUUGGGGCAACUAUUCCUUGUAUUUCAUCAAAUGCCUUUUCAGACUUUUUAUCUGCUACAGGAGUCAUUUCUGAAAAAUUUAGAUCUGGAGAUAUUGAUUUAAAUUUUAUUGCUACCUCAAAUGUUAAAGACAUAAAUUAUCCCAACGUUUAUGAAAAAGCUCUAGUGAGAUACUAGCUUAUGGAAGUACUGGUUAGAAUUGCUAUUGAUAAAUAUUUGCGAACAUAAAUUUGCAAAACAAUUAAAGAGAGUUUGAGAAAAAUGUUUGAAGAAGAUGGAAUCAAAUUAAAAUUAUAAGAAAUUGAUCGUAGCUAAGAUUGGAGGGAUAUGAGAUAUUGGAAUGAAUAAUGUGAUAUUUUAUUAAGUAAUUCAUUAUUAAAUAUUCUUUUAGAGGAUAGGUUACCUAUGUUAAAAUUGCUUUUCAAANUAUCCAGAACUAAUGCAUAUAGACAUUUCAUAUAAUGGUUUUAAUGAAGAAUAAUCAAUUGAAAUUAAAAAAGCAUUAGAUUAAAAUUAAAAUAUUUAUGGAUUUCAUUAUUAAGGGAAUUGUCAAAAAUAUUCAGUUGAUUCAACAGGGCAUUUAAGAGAUAGAAUCCAAGAAGCAAUAGAUAUUCAAAAAAAGAUUGAAGAGUAUAAAAAGAACCCAUAAACUACUUUGAAGUUAGUAGAUGACAAUUUAAAUCCUGAAAUAUAAUUAUUAGAACAAAAAUAGCAUUAAUAAUAUUAAUAAAAAAGAAUAAAAGAUCUAUAAACUGAUGCAGAAUUGUAUAGAAAUUUUAGAUUUCGAAGAAUUUAAGGAAUGAAACCAAUAAAAUAAAAUUAUGACACUGAUAGUGAAUUGGAUGCAUGCUGGAUAUGUGAUGGCUGGUAAGAAGUUAAAUUUACUUGGACUCCUGGAAAAUCUGGUGGUAUGAACAAUGAUCCAAUAUUUUUACACUUAAAUUUUGAGAAUUACAAGCCAGUUUUAAUGACACUACAUAACGGAGAAUAUUCUGCUUAUAAAAUGUGUCCUCCUAAUUUCAGAGUUACCUAUUUUUAUAGUAAUCCUGUACUUGGAAUCUAAACUACAGCGAAAAAUUAGUUAAUAACAUAAACUCCUCAAGACGACCCUUUAUAUUCUAAUAAAUAAUAAUUUUUAUAUAACGGAGAUAUUUUCAUUGAAGGAAAUAAAAUGGGAUUCGUUAAUGAACUUUUUACUGAUGAUAAAUAAUCAAUUAUGGAUAGGUAUUUUGCGAAGAUCUUUAGUAAACCAAGAGAAGAAGAAAAAACAUUUGAUUUAACUUAAUUUCUGACUAAAACUGAAAAAUUUUGGAGUUAUGAGAUUUCCAUUUUCAAAAACUAUUAACCCGACAACGAGGAAUAAAUUGAUGAAUGUUUUGAAUAUGAUUAUGGAAGUUCAAAAAUUAAUAAAAUUAUCAAAGAUCCAAUAGAAUAUAAUGAAGUCAAGGAGAUAAUGAGAGAGUAUUAUCCUUGCAUUUUUGCAUCUUAUAAAUUUUUAGCAUCUACUCUCAUUGGGGCAACUAUUCCUUGUAUUUCAUCAAAUGCCUUUUCAGACUUUUUAUCUGCUACAGGAGUCAUUUCUGAAAAAUUUAGAUCUGGAGAUAUUGAUUUAAAUUUUAUUGCUACCUCAAAUGUUAAAGACAUAAAUUAUCCCAACGUUUAUGAAAAAGCUCUAGUGAGAUACUAGCUUAUGGAAGUACUGGUUAGAAUUGCUAUUGAUAAAUAUUUGCGAACAUAAAUUUGCAAAACAAUUAAAGAGAGUUUGAGAAAAAUGUUUGAAGAAGAUGGAAUCAAAUUAAAAUUAUAAGAAAUUGAUCGUAGCUAAGAUUGGAGGGAUAUGAGAUAUUGGAAUGAAUAAUGUGAUAUUUUAUUAAGUAAUUCAUUAUUAAAUAUUCUUUUAGAGGAUAGGUUACCUAUGUUAAAAUUGCUUUUCAAAUAUACAUCAAAAUUAAAUUCCAAAUAAAAGUAUUACAAACACAUUUGGCUUUAAUUUAAAGAUUUCAGAGAUUUAUUAAAUAAAUGCGAUUUAUAUUGUGAUAUUUUUGUUGAAAGAGAUGCUUAUCUUGCAUAUUUGCUGGCUAUGCAGACAUCAGUUGAUGAACUAUACUUACUUAAACAUUUCUAGAUGGAAUUUUAUGAAUUCUUAGAGGCUCUUGCUAGAUGUGCUGAAAAACUCUCUCUAAUAAGAACAAAUGAUUAAAUUACAAUUGAUGAUAGAAGACAAUAACCUUUGUUUAAGAAAUUAGAUGCCUUAACCUUACUCAUUUACAUUAGAUUGGGUGAGAUUGUUAAGGCUUAAUUUCGUGAAUCUGAUGAUCUUUCUGAAUUUGAUAAGUGCAUGUAAAAGACCUAUGGUCAGGUAGUUAAACAACCUAACACAGAUUUAGAGGAGGAUAAUAAUGAAAAAAUAACACCUUAAUAAGAAGAAAAAAUAUUAGAAGAGCAACUCAAAACUAUUGUUGUUCAGCCUAUUCUUACUAUGGUAUUAUUUUAUUUUAUCAAGCCUUAACCAAACAAAAGAUCAACUGGAAUGACAUUCUUACAGGUUAUUAAAUAGGCAUAAUAACAGAAAUAAUUGAAAAACACGUUUAAUCUUACUAAUGUUGUAUAAUAUUUUAGGAAUAAAGAGGAAGAACAACUGUUAAAAUGA
Paramecium pentaurelia is the source of this 5289-nucleotide messenger RNA. The record is from the annotation of a GenBank genome assembly. Lineage: Eukaryota; Ciliophora; Oligohymenophorea; Peniculida; Parameciidae.